This is a messenger RNA of Lutzomyia longipalpis, 814 nucleotides long. Its product is annotated as RNA-binding motif protein, X-linked 2-like. The transcript is spliced from 3 exons. Gene Ontology annotation, molecular function: RNA binding. Gene Ontology annotation, cellular component: precatalytic spliceosome; U2 snRNP; catalytic step 2 spliceosome. Bases 90 to 716 code for a protein of 208 amino acids. Gene Ontology annotation, biological process: mRNA splicing, via spliceosome. NCBI's taxonomy places the organism in Eukaryota, Metazoa, Arthropoda, Insecta, Diptera, Psychodidae. The record is from RefSeq and is a predicted model, not a curated record.
CUCUACAACACAUAACCUCAAAGUUAAGUGAAGUGAAACAAUAAACAAAACAUCCCGAGCAGGAAACAAAUCCUGCAGAAUUCCUCAAAAUGAAUCCUCUAACGAAUAUGAAAAAUGUGCUGAAGCUCAGCGAAAAUGACCUGAAAGGCGGCUCUAGUUGGCAUGAUCAGUACCGGAAUAGCGCAUGGAUAUUCGUCGGGGGGCUUCCGUAUGAUCUCACGGAGGGUGAUGUGAUUGCUGUGUUCUCCCAGUAUGGAGAAAUUGUAAAUAUCAACCUGGUGCGGGACAAGGUGACGGGGAAACAGAAAGGAUUCUGUUUUCUCUGCUACGAAGAUCAACGUUCAACCAUCCUUGCUGUGGACAAUUUAAAUGGGAUUAAGUUGCUGGGAAAGACGCUGAGAGUGGAUCAUGUGAGUGACUACAAAGCUCCCAAGGACAAUGACAAAAUGGACGAGGAAACGCGACUCCUUCACAUGGAAGGAUGCGCUCCAAAGCCCCAGAUUCCCGUUGAGAUGCUCAAGAAGGAACACGACGCUCCGCCACAAGUGCCCGAGAAGCAGGAAUUCAGCGGAAAGAAGGUGAAGAAGGAGAAGAAAGCAAAGAAAUCCAAGAAAACCAAGAAACGAAAGAAGCGCAAAUCUUCAUCUGAAUCCUCCGAAUCCAAUUCCUCCGCCAGUGAUGAUUCCGAACCAGAGAAGAGACGAAAGAAAAAAUAAUUCCUUUUUUUCUUUAACAUUUAAUGAUAUUUCUCUAUUUUUCUCUCCUCUAAAACAUUUCUUGGAAUAAAUUGUUAAUUUCUAAACACAAGAAGAAA